CCCACUGCCUCUCUCUUCCUUUUGUUGCUCAACUGUGAUGAAGAACAGAAGCUGUUACGACACUGCCAGUUCUCACCCAGGCCUCUACUAGGAUCGUCCAAUUCACCAAUGUUAAUGGACCAAAGCAGGCGCCCCCAUCCCAACACCACCUGCCAUCAUCCCAGCCUCUGCUACGACCGGCUGAUCAAACAAUGCUUGAGCUGCAAACACAUGAAAAGAGGCACCAGGAAGGAGACAACUACUAUGCUUGGAACAACCUCCAUUCCAACCCAACCAACGCAAUUUCAUAUUGCAAACCAGAAUUGUUCAGCUUUAAUAUUUGGUUUCUGUGCUUUUGUGGGGCUUGUAAUCAUCAUGGCAAUGUUAUGGCUUGUAAUCUUGAAACAAAGAAGGAAGAGAAUGAGAAAAACUGGAAUCAAAAAUUCCAAAGAAAAUGGGAACUGCACUAGUCUUCUUGCCAAUGAAGCUCAUACAAGCCACGACUGCAGACCAGAAGACUAUGACCCUGGACAGCUUCGAUGCCCACAUUUAAAUGGCGUUACAAAGACUCCCCAAGAUGAUGUCUUAAAGGAGAAUAUGCCCUGCGUUGCUUUCACAAGAAGUCAGGACUUUGAAGUGAUUCCCUUGUGUCCCCAUGAUGAAAAACGCAACUCCCCAUUUCCACUGCCAGCAACUGAACUUGGAGCAACUGUGCUGGUGACUACUAAGACAAUCCAGGAGAACAUCCUCAGUGAGGAGCUGCCAUAAUAAUUGCUUUAAAGGGGCUUGGGCUAGUAGAUGCUAUCUCUCAAUCAUUAUAUGGCUCAUGAUUGGAGGCAGGCCAAUUCACCUUGGUGUAGAAGUUUGUUUUAUUGUAACUAUAGUUUGGAAAAUAACAAGCUUUACUUCUAAUGAAGUCAUCAUUUCAGUUUCCAAAAAGUCCAGCUAUGACUAUGGUGAAACAAGAGGACAUAUUAGGGCAUAUCACAUCCAAUACAUCCAGAUCAGAGAACCUACGAAAGAGGUUCAGUUAUUUUCUUAACUUCAGUUACUUUCAAGGGAGUAGAAUAAUCUUGCCUUAAUUUCUGCAUCCUGAAAUGCACCCAGUAAGAUGCUUAUAAGCUACUAUAUGUGCUAUAGUUAAGAAUGAAAACUUAUAAAUGAAAUAAGAAAAAAAAUAGAGUAAAAGUUUAAGUGAAACAAUUUUAAUCACUAAGAGACACAUUUAAGUUAUUGCAUUUUUUAGGUGUAACAUAUGAGAAAGCCAGUUUGGUGUGGUGGUUAAGGGAUCAGGCUAGAACCUGGAAGAUUGUGAGUUCUACUCCGGCUUUAGGCACAAAGCCAGCUGAGUGACUUUGGGCUAGUCACUUUCUCUCAGCCCUAGAAAGGAGGCAAUGGCAAACCACCUCUGAAAAACCUUGCCAAGAAAACUGCAGAACCAGUCCAGGCAGUCACCAGGAGUCAAACUGACUUAAAGGCACAACACAACCAAACAAACAAUGUUAAUGGCAAGUGGUAAGUAAACUUGUUCUGAAGCACUUGAUAAAUUGGUCAGGAUGAACCUCUUUUAAAACUACUGUCUAAACCAUCGUAUCUCAUUGUGAUUAUGUUUUUAAAUUAUUCUAAGGUGUCCCUCAUAUUGUAAUAAUGUAUUCUUACCAAUUAAAUAAUGUAUUCACCUGGCCAAGUGUGCAGACCAAUAAAUAGAUGUCCUGUAAUUUUCAA
This is a messenger RNA of Candoia aspera, 1704 nucleotides long. RefSeq lists its product as uncharacterized. The coding region runs from base 109 to 747 and encodes 212 amino acids. Lineage: Eukaryota; Metazoa; Chordata; Lepidosauria; Squamata; Candoiidae. Gene Ontology annotation, molecular function: signaling receptor activity. Gene Ontology annotation, cellular component: external side of plasma membrane. Gene Ontology annotation, biological process: tumor necrosis factor-mediated signaling pathway; T cell costimulation; positive regulation of T cell proliferation. The transcript is spliced from 3 exons. The record is from RefSeq and is a predicted model, not a curated record.